Messenger RNA from Cyprinodon variegatus (sheepshead minnow), 3184 nucleotides. It is a transcript of the gene scd, whose product is annotated as acyl-CoA desaturase-like. Gene Ontology annotation, molecular function: iron ion binding; palmitoyl-CoA 9-desaturase activity; stearoyl-CoA 9-desaturase activity. Lineage: Eukaryota; Metazoa; Chordata; Actinopteri; Cyprinodontiformes; Cyprinodontidae. The record is from RefSeq and is a predicted model, not a curated record. The transcript has 6 exons. Gene Ontology annotation, biological process: unsaturated fatty acid biosynthetic process; response to fatty acid. Bases 157 to 1167 code for a protein of 336 amino acids. Gene Ontology annotation, cellular component: endoplasmic reticulum membrane.
AUUAGAGGCUGAAUCUAUCAUUGAUGUUCGACACAGAGCUGACUACAACACUCUUUCUGGGUUACUGUAAUUUUAGGUCAAGUGCGCCAGCUUGGACUACUUUCAUAGCACACAUAGCACCUUCCCUUCUUUGGGCAUCACUCUUUCAAAGCCAACAUGACUGGGUGUGAACCGUUGGAAAAGAAGAAGCAGCAGCAGCACACGUCGGUUAACGGGGACGUUUGCUCAGAGGCAGCCGUGGAGGAUGCGUUUGAUCACACUUACAAGGAGAAAGAGGGCCCAAAACCUCCCAGAGUCAUGGUGUGGAGAAAUGUCAUCCUCAUGACUCUGUUGCAUAUAGGAGCAGCUUACGGCUUAUUCCUCAUCCCUACAGCAUCUCCCUCUACUUUGCUUUGGUCUUUAGUCUGCUUUCUGCUAAGUGCUUUAGGAGUUACAGCAGGAGCUCAUCGUUUGUGGAGUCACAGGGCCUACAAGGCGUCUCUACCUCUGAGGAUCUUUCUUGCUCUUAGUAAUUCCAUGGCCUUUCAGAACGACAUCUUUGAGUGGGCUCGAGACCACCGGGUUCAUCACAAAUACUCCGAGACGGACGCAGACCCCCACAAUGCCGGAAGGGGCUUCUUCUUCUCUCACAUCGGCUGGCUGCUGGUCCGAAAACAUCCUGACGUCAUCGAGAAGGGCCGCAAGCUGGAGCUCAGUGACCUGCUUGCUGACAAAGUUGUGAUGUUUCAGAGAAGGCACUACAAGCUCUCUGUGCUGCUAAUGUGCUUCUUCAUCCCGAUGUUUGUGCCUUGGUACUUCUGGGGCGAGUCGCUUUGGGUGGCCUACUUCAUCCCGGCCCUGCUGCGGUACACCUUGGUGCUGAACGCCACCUGGCUCGUCAACAGCGCGGCACACAUGUGGGGAAACAGGCCAUACGACAGGAACAUCAACCCUAGAGAGAACAGAUUCGUCACUUUCAGCGCCAUAGGUGAGGGAUUUCACAACUACCACCACACUUUCCCCUACGACUAUGCCACCAGCGAGUACGGCUGCAAGCUGAACCUCACCACCUGCUUCAUCGACUUCAUGUGCUUUCUGGGCCUGGCUAAGGAUCGCAAGAGGGUGUCCCGUGAGGUUGUCCAGUCUCGGAUACAGCGCACCGGAGACGGAAGUCACCGCAGUGGCUAAAAAAAACAAAACCCAAACAAACAAAAUUAAAAUACCCAAAAGACGUUGUCCUGUUCUAAAGAAGAUGAUUACCAAUGCUCUGACAGCUGCUCAUUUGCUCAUCCUUUGAGGUUUAAAGUCUGCGUCACAAGGGCCUUCAUCGCAUUUAGUUCGUUCUUUGUGGGGUUUCUGUAGCUGUAGCCAUAAAAACUGUUAAUGAAAAGAAAAAAACUUCUAAAAUUUGAGACGUUUAUUUGUUACUUGAAAAUUAUUUCAACGUUUUCAUUGAGUAAAAAAAAAAAUCAACUAUACUUUGCAGUUAUGCUACCAGCUGUUGAUCUGAUCCGUUGCUGUUUAAUUGAUUCAAUGCAGAUGUGAAACUUUAUUGCACUUGAUAGCAUUUUUUAAAAUAACGCUAUUAUUAAUAUCACCUUUAGGACCUUUGAACAUUUCACCAAAAAUAUUUUCAUUCGAUGCUUGUCGGCUGUAUUGAAAGUUAAAAUGUAAUCAGUCAGCAUUAAUGUGUAUUCCAGUUGCCUUCUGCCGCGAAACAAAGCUAAAUUUACAGGAAAUUUGAAGCACUUGGGGAAAAAAAACAAUUUGUACCGCUUUUAUCUUUUAAUGGAAUUAGAUACGGUGAUAAAAUACGAUAAAAGGACAUUUAUGAUGAAAUUCAUAAUGCUUUCUGUUCUGAUGGCCACAUUUCAAUUUUCUAGAUUUUGCCAAAAGUGUUCCUAUCAGCCAUUUCAAGGUGACGGUAAAAUGUCUGUUGGGUGUGAAGGCCGAGCUCUUAUUGGUUGCUAUGGAAACCAGUCAGACCACAGAUCUGGUGUCAGAAAAAUAAAAUCCAUACCAGCUCCUUUGCAUGACAUAUACUGUAGUAGGUGUCGUGGUAAGGUGACGUGUCAGUGGCUGUCAUGGCAGAACCGGUCUUAAUUGUCACUGUUGUAUCUUCAGAACUGUUGUCAUGGUGAUAAACGGGGUAUGGAAAGAGGGAGUAUUUUUUUUUUUUUAUUGUAGGUGCAUUAAUGUUAGCGUUUAUCUGCUAUAACAGUCUAUAAUGCUUCUGUUAUUUAUGUAUUGUUGUAUUAUUUCUCAAUUUUUGGCCUAAAUAUUCUAACGUGAUGUUUUUUGGGGGUUUUUAUUCCUCGAUUUGAGAGAAAGUCUUGUCUUAUAUGUGAAAUAUAUCAAACUGCAGCGCCUGGGUAUCUCUUUCAAAAACAGUCAGAAUACAGUACCUUGCAAAAGUAACACGUUGUUACAUUACUGCCACUAGCUUUAACAAAUCUUAUUGGGAUUUUUUGAAGUACUACAACAAUGGUGAACAUAAAUGUGGAGGCACAGUGAAAGGAAUAUAAUAGUUUAUUUGUUGCUUUACUGAAAAAAAAAUGUUCCAAGUUUACAUCCAUUAAGUCCCCUUUAUGUAUAAGUAGUCUUUUGGGAUUAGUCUCUACCAGCUCUACUGUUAUAUAUACUUUCAUAUUUGCAGUGUUCAGUGGUACGCAGACCUCCACUUUGACUAAGCCAUCUCACAAAUGAUUUGUUUUAAACUAUUAGAUUAGUUGUGUUGCUGAACGGGGAAACUGCCCCCAUUUCAAAUCCAAAACAGAAUUUUUUCCAGGAAGAGCCUGUAUUUAGAAGCUACAUCCAUUUUCACGCAAUGCACUCCCACAGCAUGCUGCUGCCACCACCAUGUUUUAUGGUGAGAAUGGGGUUAAGGUUGUAAGUUUCCUCCCCAUGUACUUAGGCAAACCUUAAAUGGGAUAUUUUAUGUUUUGAUUUUUGCUUUGCUACUCUUCCAUAGAUUCCAGGUUAAUGUGCAACAUUUUCUUCACAUUUAUGUACUACUUUGUUUUGACGUAAUCAAAUAUCUCAUUUUUAUACAUCAAAUGUCGCAGGUAUGAUGUAACAAUUUGCAAAUGUUCUUGCUGAAUUAAUACUUUUCAUGGUACUGUGCCUCCGUAAUGCCUUAUGAAAAGCAUCCAUUUCUUCACAUUCCAGUACCGGUAGUUAAGACUGCAAGGUUAAAAAAAAAAAA